This is a messenger RNA of Polypterus senegalus (gray bichir), 1239 nucleotides long. Its product is annotated as 5-hydroxytryptamine receptor 4. Gene Ontology annotation, biological process: chemical synaptic transmission; G protein-coupled receptor signaling pathway, coupled to cyclic nucleotide second messenger. The coding region runs from base 1 to 1062 and encodes 353 amino acids. Gene Ontology annotation, molecular function: G protein-coupled serotonin receptor activity; neurotransmitter receptor activity; trace-amine receptor activity. The record is from RefSeq and is a predicted model, not a curated record. Lineage: Eukaryota; Metazoa; Chordata; Cladistia; Polypteriformes; Polypteridae. Gene Ontology annotation, cellular component: dendrite; membrane. The transcript has a single exon.
AUGUCAAACUCUUCAGAAUGGUUUAACAGUAGCAGUUCAUCUUUAUUCACUGACCUGCAACCUUGCGUAUGUUUGAGGAGCACCAUUUCAAAAAUACUUCUGUAUUCUUUCAUUGUAAUAGUCAUAUUCUGCACAGUGACAGGCAAUUUGCUGGUAGUCCUGGCCAUUAUUUAUUUCAAACAGCUACAGUCACCAACAAAUUCUUUUGUCCUUUCCCUGGCCAUUGCAGAUUUCCUGGUUGGUCUGAUAGUGAUGCCAUACAGCAUGAUUAGAACUAUUGAACAGUGUUGGUAUUUUGGACCAACUUUCUGUGAGAUCCAUACAAGCCUUGAUGUCAUGCUAUGCACAGCUUCAAUUUUGCAUCUGAGCUGCAUAGCAUUUGAUCGCUAUUAUGCUGUGUGCAAUCCUCUGGUCUACAGUUUCAAAAUGUCUAGAAGGAGAGUUAUAAUUCUCAUUAUUACAUGCUGGAUUGUCCCACUCCUGAUUUCGUUUGCUCCAAUUAUGCUGGGGCUUCAAAAGCUUGGAAUAGAAAACAAAGUUCCAACAAACACCUGUUUCUUUUUUGUCAAUAAGGUAUACGCAGUCACUGCUUCGCUAGUCGCUUUCUACAUACCCAUGUUUAUAAUGCUUCUUGCCUACUGGAGCAUCUACAGAGUAGCUAAACGACAAGUAAUGCAAAUAAAUGCACUAGAGAACAAAAGGGCUCAACAGAGCUCAGAUGUAUGUAAGAGUAAAAAAGCAAAGGUGAAAAUUUCUAAAAAGAGUGAGAAAAAGGCUGCUAAGACUCUUGGGGUCAUAAUUGGUGCAUUUCUUAUAUUUUGGUUGCCUUUCUUUACACUAAACAUCAUUGAUCCAUUUUUGAUGCAACAAACCGAUAUGGUUAUUUGGGAGAUUCUCUUGUGGCUUGGCUAUGUGAACUCCUCCAUGAACCCUUUUCUUUACGGCUUUUUCAAUAAAUCAUUCAGAGCAGCUUUUUUAAUCAUCAUUAGCUGGAAAAUCUGUUUUCCUGGAGUGUCAUCCAAUGCUGAUCUUUCAAGUGAUAAAAAUGAGGAAAACGAAUGAACAUCAAAUUAAAGUAGUCUAAAGGUAGUUUAUUUAGCCAGUUUAACAGUUUUAUUUCAUUGCCUUACUACUUUCAUUAGAAUAUUAGGCCAUUAGAACAUUUGUGAUAAAAACAGGCCAUUCAGCCCAAAAAGCUCACAAAAUCCUAUCCUUUUGAUUUCUCCAAAACAAAAUCAU